Molecule: messenger RNA, 3052 nt
Organism: Anneissia japonica
Lineage: Eukaryota; Metazoa; Echinodermata; Crinoidea; Comatulida; Comatulidae
Product: neuronal acetylcholine receptor subunit alpha-3-like
Exons: 7
Coding region: 89-1492 (467 amino acids)
Biological process (GO): signal transduction; regulation of membrane potential; chemical synaptic transmission
Cellular component (GO): synapse; postsynaptic membrane; neuron projection
Molecular function (GO): acetylcholine-gated monoatomic cation-selective channel activity; transmembrane signaling receptor activity
Source: RefSeq, a predicted model, not a curated record
UGGGAGGCACGUUACGCUUGGCACUCCAGUAUGCUGCUUUGCCGAGACUUCUCUUAGCCUCUUCGCAACUAGCACGGAGCAGUUCAAAAUGAAGAUCGCAGGAUUUCUCAAUUCUUUCAUGAUUAUAUGUGUUGUUUUUCUUAUCAAAGGAGCACUUAGCACAGAGGCUCAUUAUGAUCUGUUUGAAUUACUUUUCAGUAAUUAUAAAACACACAUAAGACCGGUCUAUGAUAAGGACACAUCCACCAACGUAACAAUGAAAUUAUUCUUAUCUCAAGUAAUCCAUUUAGAUGAACGAAUGCAGACACUGAAGAGUAAUUCUUGGAUAACAUUGAUUUGGACUGACGAAUAUUUACGUUGGUUUCCUGGUAAUUUUACUGGAAUUCGCAACCUGAAGGUACCAACAUCAAAGGUUUGGAUGCCAGAUAUAACCUUAUAUAACAAUGCUGGAAAUUACUACAACUUCAUGCAGGAUCAUGUGGUGAUAGUGACAGCAAAUGGGACGGUGACGUGGGCCUCGCCUAUCAUCUUCACGACGUACUGCAAAAUCAACGUAAACGCGUUCCCAUUCGACAAACAAACCUGCUCUUUGAAGUUUGGUCCAUGGCAACACGACAAAAGUGAGGUCGGAAUUCAGGGAGAGGGAGGUGACAUAUCGGUGUUCUCCAGUGAUGGUCAGUGGGAUAUGAUAAACAUAACGUUUAGAAACAAGGAAGAAGAGUACCCGGAUGAUUUGGGCAAGAAAUUUACAGAUGUAGAAUAUGAAGUUGUUUUACGCAGACGCCCUCUAUAUUACCUCUUCAAUCUUGUGACACCAUGCUUCCUUGUUUCAAUCGUUGCUAUGAUGACGUUCUUUUUACCCCCUGAGUCGGGGGAAAAGAUCAGCCUCUGUAUAACUGUUCUUUUAUCGAUGACAGUUUUCCUGUUAAUGGUUGCCGAGACCAUGCCACCCACUAGCUCAGUACCAAUAAUAGGACAAUAUUUUGCAGCAACGAUGGCGCUAAUAUCGUUAUCACUAGCAAUGUCCACAUGUGUAUUAAACAUCCACCAUAGAAGUUCAGACACACAUCCAGUACCGGAUUGGAUGAGAAAAAUCAUUUUAUGUAAAUUAGCUCGUUUCAUCAUGCCGUCUUGUAAAGCUGACGAUGAGGGCAGCAGAGUUGGCACGAGGCUAGCCAAUGAGUUCCAAACGUGGGAGAUCGUUGACCAAACUACGGUCUCACCUAUGAUAGAACAAAGACAAGUCACAGGAAACUGCCAACCAUCGAAUCAACACUUUCAAAGAUUGAAGGCACAAGAGGACUUACUGUGGAAAAUGAAAGGCGAAAUAAGGAAGAUAGUGACGCACUAUGAAGGAGAAGCAGUAGCACGGAAGGUCGGGAACGAUUGGAUCAAAGUCGCUCGAGUUCUUGAUAGAGUGUUCUUGUUCUUGUACAUCAUUGGAAGCGCGCUAACUAUUGGUGGGGUAGUUUGUCAACUCAAGAAUGAAUAGUCGUUGAGAUUGUUGUUAUAUUUUAUAAACCGUCAUGAGGGUUUACUGAAAACGAUAUUUACUGGAAAUGAUUUAUCCUUUCUUUGAAGCCUUGUUUCCAUAAAACUCGCUACACGCUAUGGUCGACUCAUUCGGCGAUAAUGAUUGGUCAGUUGAAUCGGGGAGUGUUACCGAUGCUGUCAAGGACAGCUUCCCAGUGCAACGAUUAAAGUAAGAUAACUGUAGCGACAGUGUAGCGAGUGUAUGGAAACCAUGCUUAACAGAAGCCUAUUUUAAGUCUCCUCUUGAAAGAUAAAAAGUGUCACAGAUUUGGGACUUAAAAAGGACCAACAAGAUCGUCAUGUUGCACAAGCAUAAUAAUUUACAUUAUGGACUGGUGGUCGGUUGGUGAGCAAUGAUUUUAAUGUUGACUGUCAACCACCACUCACCCCAUGCGUUUGUUCAAGUAAUCAAAUUAAAGCUUUAAAAGUAACCUUCGUAAAACAUCAUAGGCCUACAGGUACUUCGGGUUCCCCGUUCGGUCGAUAAUAAUAUGGCCAACAAGAUGAGUUUUGAUCUAAUCAACUUUUGGUUAGUCAAACAAAGUAUUUCGAUCUUUUUUUUUUUGUAUUUUGUGACGUGGAAAUCAAGUUCCAAACUGAAUGUUUAAUGGCUAUCAUUGAUGAUGAAAAACAGCAAUGACGUAUAGUAAUGGUGAUAUCAUUUUGUCGUAAGUGUAGAUCAUGUUUUGGUAAUACUGAUACUAAUACGAAGAGGUCUGAAGCUCUUAGCUAAGGCGUCUCUGUCAUCUACCCAAUACCCUAUAAGGCUGGGCCGCUCUAGGGCCCCCAAGGUAUGGGGCAGGAACAGCGUUUUGAACCAGGAACCAAAGAGUCUGGAAAUCCAAGUUAAAAAUCUAGAUAUGCUUUGUGUUCUCUGUUUCUCCUUUAAUUUUGAUGCAUGCUGCGUCGAGGAGAAAAAAUUCAUUUUGUAAUUGUCUUGUAUUUUAAAAUGCAAUAAUAAUAAAUAUUUACUGAAGAUAAAUAUAAUAGUAAUGGUGAUGCGUUUCAAAUGCAAUGAGUGAUAAAGGUUAUUUAAAUAAAUGAUUAUUUCAUUUGAUUUUGAUUGGAUGAUAAUUAUGGAAUUAUAGAGACUAUAGUUCUGAAGGUCGUUAAAUUUAGAAAGAUAAUAGAUAGGUGAUUAAAUCAAAGAACUUAAAUAGCAGAAGAAUGAGCUGUUCCGCGUAUUUGCAUUAAAAUUGAUGGAACAUCCGCCGUCCUGCGAGCGGGGUAAAAUUGGACUAUUUGACUAAGUAGAGAAACUACAGGAAACAAACGAACUCGAGCGGCCGGGGUAAAAUUGCUCUCUGUGUACCCACAAUGCAUUUCGAACGGAUGUCCCACUAUAUUGAGAAGUUGCUCUAUCUUCUGCUAUUUAUUAUCUUUGAUUAAAAGUAUUUGCUAUUUAAAAUCACAUAAUCGUUUCGAGAACGUUCUUACUCGUACCCUUAUGAGGGCGUUUUUCAAGGAAUUUUAUAAAAAAAAAAAAAAAAAAAAAACUACUUUUACCCUGCUGGCAGAG